GUGAUGUCAGUCCUGCACUUAAGGAUUAGCCAUGCCAUGCACUUGUAAAAGAGUAGGCCAUUCAUCCAAAGUGUUCGACGCAGCAGUUUUUCCAAGACCGCUGUCAAAUCCGGAACUAACCCUUCGCAGUCACGAAAUGGGUGCUGCUGCACUUCUUGGUGUUAGCUGCACAGGUAACCAGAAUGUGCAAAGGGACGCCGAGAUCAUGGAGGAAGCGGCCCAUCGUCCCAGACAGGAUCUUGAGACUGAUAUCCUGAACGACCCGCGUGAAGCUAUAGCAAAGGCCCUGCUGGGUGCAUUAUUAUUGAAGGCCCAAAUGGAGAGGGCGAAGGCCCAAAUGGAGAGGGCAGCCCGACAUGACCGCCAUGGCUCCAAGACGUUGCCUACAGUUUUCUACAAUGCCGAAGGCGGCUUCCACUUCCAUGUGGACCCUUGCCAGCCUGCCAUUCUAAGAGAUGGUAAGCGCGCGGUUGAAUGUACGAAGUCUUCCCCCACCACCGUGCUCACAGCAGAGGUGGUCCAGCCGAGCUCUACUGUGGACUUCUUCAUCAAGGUCGGCUCGGCAGAAAAGGGCAUCUCUUGGGGCUUUGUGGCUGGCAACACGUCACUCUCAACAUGCAGUGGCUUUGACGAUCAUCUCCUUGGGGAAAGAGAAUUUAGCAACUCCAUCGGAGCUUGGUGCAAUGAUAGCAAUGGUGUCUGCCUACGCAGUGGCGAGCCUUCAGGAUCAGCGCCCACACUCUCUGACGGAAGCGUUGUGGGUGUGAGAUUUUGCCGAGGCAAAGUGUUCUUCAUUGACCCAAAGGGACAGGCAUUCCAUCAAUGUGAAGUCAAAGCUGGAGUGAGGUUCGGAGUGUCUAUGGCAGCACAGGGCCAGUGCGUCAAGAUCGUGUCCACCGCAUCGCAUGAAGCAGCUCAUGUCAGGUAUUUGUCUCCAUCUCAAAAAUGCCAUGGUGAGCGUCUUCUGCGAAUUGGCUCCAGAGUGAAGUUGCCUGAUGCAUCUGAUCAAAGAUUGCAGAACAUGCGAGUGCAGUGGAACUUUAUGAUGCAUGGACACUGUGGCAAGCUUGGUGAAGUUGUCGAGUGCAACCAGAGAUGCGUCAAGGUUGCUGUGGAUGACACAGCCUUUUUCUGGGACAUCGAAGUUUUCGACUCGACUAACAAGCGCUGCUGCCACCAUGGCUGUCAGCUGGUGGAGGAGAAGGUGCCUGGCCCAACAUCAGGAAGAGUCUGUGACGCAUGCCACACCUACAUACCAUGUGGAGCCCUUGACCACAGAUGUGUUGCGCACGACUAUGACCUUUGCCACUACUGCAAUGGUGCGCCUGUUGUCCCGAAGGUUGGAAGCAGGGUGAUCCGUGGACCAACGUGGAAAUGGGGCAGGCAGGAUGGUGCGGCUCAUGAGGAAGGCACUGUCACAGGAAGGGUAGACAGUGAUGGCUGGCUGAAGGUUGAGUGGGAUGCAGGCACUAAAAAUUCCUACCGCGGCCCGCCUUACCAGGAUGUGACCUUGGCUCAUGAGAAUGGCUUGAAGGGCAAACCGCCUUUUGGAGAGCAGGACCCACUCGAGGAGUUGAAAAAAUUGCUCUAUGUCGUGGCUAGUGCUUCCCAGGGUGAUGCACAGGAACUUCCCCAAAAAACUUUCAGAGAGACUGGUGGGUUCCACUUCUGGCAGGGUCUGAAGUCGAUCUCUGUGGAUGAAACGAAAAUGGUGGCCCAGUGCAAAAGGCAGCAGGAGGCCACAGCAGUGACAGAGGAGGUCUUCAAUGCAGAUGGACGCUACGACUUCGUCGUGCGACUCAAUUGCGCUCAUGGAAAAGGUGACAAAGAUGGUGUAAUUGCCAUUGGCAUUGUGGACGACAAUCCAUCUGGCUUCAGCAUGCAUCCGAUCGGGCAUGAAGCCUUCGAGGGCACCAUAGGUGCCAUGUGCUCGGCUGAGGCAGGGGCCAUGGUACAUGAUGGGAAGAUUGUGGGUGAUGCGCCUGGCUUAGUGGAUGGUGACAUCCUCACAAUCCGCGUUGAGGAUGGUACUGCCGACUUCCUGAAGGGCAGUGUGAGGUUCCACAGUGUGGGGAUCAAAGGCAAGUUCCGCUUCGGAGUGUCCAUGUCGACACCUGGGCAAUGUGUGGAGCUUGUGGCAAAUGCUCCUUUAGGUCAGUCAGAACUUCUCAGCAGCUACCACAUCAGCGAGGUGGUUCUUCGUGUGGAGAUCGGAUCUGACUUAAAGCUUGAUCGCAAGGAUCCCAAAGCUCUCUUGGGUGAAGGUGCGUUUGGAACCACCUGGAAAGCAGGCUUGGUGACUGGAGAAGGCCUUGUGGACGUUGCAGUGAAGGUCUUGAAGGAGGAUGGCCUGUCGACGGCCUUGCGAAAGGACUUUGCUCUUGAGGUUGGUGCCUUGGCCUCGUUGAGCUUGCCAGGGGGCAUGCCGCAUCCCAACCUUGUGAAGCUGUUGGCGAUUGAUCCCCAGAACUAUGCCAUUGUCACCGAGCUCUGCCUUUGUGAUUUGCGACAUCAUCUCAAGUCAAAGAAAGGAACACUGAACAGCCGAGCACACUCGAAACUCAUGCGAGACGUCGCUUGUGGUGGUGCUUGGUUGGCCCGCGAGGGCUACGUGCACAGGGACUUGAAGAUGGCCAAUGUCCUUAUUGCCCCGGAUGGGGGCGGCUUCACCGCCAAAAUCGCAGACUUCGGAUUGGCGCGACCACAGGUUCAAAAGCUGCAGCCACAAGGGACUGUGCUCGUCAUGUCGCCUGAAGGCUUUGAGGGCCACUUCAGUGAGAAAAGCGAUGUCUAUAGCUUUUCUUAUAUCAUUCUUGGAACCUUCAAUGAGGAGGAGGUUGACGAGACAUGUUUCCUGGACCGUUCGGACCAGGUUCUGGAGGGAAUGCCCAAGCAACAAAAACUAAUCCAGGCGAUCAAGUCAGGCAAACGCCCUUCAGUGCCCAGCAAGGUGCCCAGGAACAUUGUAGAGUGGAUCCAGGAAGCAUGGCAUCCUGAGGCGCCAAAACGGCCCACUUUUGAAGCGCUUUCAUUAAGAUUCAGGCAACUGCUCUGAAUAUAUCUAAAUUGUUCUAUUGACCUCCUGCUGUUUUGACAGCCAGGUGCAGGGCUAGCGGCUAGCGGUCAUGAGGAAACAUGUUGUCCUCCUUGCAGGGCAACUUGGAUUCUUUCAGCCUCUUGAUGAAGUUUAAGAGGUGGAUCGCCGACAAAUCGUAGCAGAGACGCCACUCCUUUGAGCAGCGGCU
Durusdinium trenchii is the source of this 3245-nucleotide messenger RNA. NCBI's taxonomy places the organism in Eukaryota, Dinophyceae, Suessiales, Symbiodiniaceae. The record is from the annotation of a GenBank genome assembly.